AUGGGCGGGGAUCAUACGCUCGAGCGUACCGCUCUGCUCAAGAUCCUCCUUCACGCGAUCAAGUACCCCGCAUUCGGUGUCAACGGGGUUUUGCUGGGCAGCAUAGCCAAUGGCACCGUCACAGCCACGGAUGCUGUGCCCUUUGUACACAACUUCACAACACUUCUUCCGGCCUUUGAGACGGCACUGUGCCAGGUCCGAGCCACGCUGGGCAUCAUUGAGCUGGCCACUUGUUUCUCGAGAGAAGCAGGGCUGAAGUACGGGAUACCUGUGGUGGGCUACUACCAGGCCAACGAGCACAACAAGGACACACAGCUUUCCGGUGCCGGCAAGCUGCUCGCCACAAAAGUCGCGACGCUGUGGCCCUCCGCCAUCGCCGUUGUGCUGGACCCUGAGGGCCUGAGGCAGCUGUUGCAAUCCAGUGGAGGCGAGUCACCCAGCGACGCACGGCCCUUGUUCACCCUCCACAUCAAGGAUGGCCGGAAUUGGGUGGAGUAUGGAGGCAGGCUGAAGGUACACACAGCUGGGAUUCCAUCAGCCCUGGAGCAGCUGAGUGCGGAGGGAAAGCACAGACAGCUCGCAGAUUUUGAGGAUCACAUGGAGGAUGUCAGCCUGGACUGGCUCAAUGCCGGGCUGAUCAAGGCGUCAUGA
Molecule: messenger RNA, 651 nt
Organism: Auxenochlorella protothecoides
Lineage: Eukaryota; Viridiplantae; Chlorophyta; Trebouxiophyceae; Chlorellales; Chlorellaceae
Product: ER membrane protein complex subunit 8/9-like protein
Exons: 3
Coding region: 1-651 (216 amino acids)
Cellular component (GO): EMC complex
Source: RefSeq, a predicted model, not a curated record